Messenger RNA from Emiliania huxleyi CCMP1516, 903 nucleotides. RefSeq lists its product as hypothetical. The annotation marks the transcript as partial. Gene Ontology annotation, molecular function: serine-type endopeptidase activity. NCBI's taxonomy places the organism in Eukaryota, Haptophyta, Isochrysidales, Noelaerhabdaceae. The transcript is spliced from 6 exons. The record is from RefSeq and is a predicted model, not a curated record.
GCAAGUGGCGGAGCCUGCGUUUUCAUCGGUGCCGUUUUCAUCGGUGCAUGCGAUUGCCGAGCAAGCUCGCCACACUCGCCGCCGCCUUCACGACCUCGCCGAGGAUGAUGAGUGCCGUAGCCCCGCCGAUCGCCAAGCGCGUGCCACACACAGUCACGUUUGGCCGCGUCGAUGGCGAGAACCGCGGGCCAAACCCAAUGGAGCCGCUCGAGCUGUCGGACGACCUCUUCUGGAUCCGGGACGACAGCCGGAAGAACGAGGACAUGCUCCAGCUGCUACGCGACGAGAACGCCUACUCGCAGCACAAAACCUCCACCCUCGACGGUUUCAGAGGCACGCUGUACGAUGAGAUGCUUUCGCACGUCCAGGAGGACGACGACACGCACCCCACGCCCGCCGCGGACGGAUACGAGUACUGGAGCCGCACCACCAAGGGCAAGUCCUUCCGGGUGUAUCUCCGCCGGCCGCGCGGCAGCGCCGGCGAGGAGCAGACGAUUCUCGACGUGAACGAGGUGCCGAGCCUGCAGUACUUCAAGGACGAGGGCGGGUGGGACGCGAGCCAGUGCGACGUGCACGCGGUGGAGACGAGCCCGUCUGGCCGGCUGCUCGCGUACGCAGUGGACGGGUCGGGGUACGAGACGUACACGGUGAGGCUCAAGGAGCUGGGCAGCGGCGUGGAGAUGGAGGAGGAGAUCCGCGGGACGGGAGGGAGCAUCGCGUGGGCGGACGAGCGCACGCUCUUCUACGUGAAGCUCGACGCGCAGCACCGGCCCUUUGAGGUGUGGAGGCACGUCAUCGGCACGGCGCAGGCGGAAGACGUGCGUGUCUUCGAGGAGCCGGACGAGCUCUUCAACGUGGACUGCUGGACCUCGCGCGACGCCUCGCUGCUCUUCAUCGAGUCCG